AUGUCAUUCAAUAUCACUAGUUUAGCUAAAGGUAAAUGGAUCAGAGCCAAUCACUUGGAGGAGCCUGGUUAUGAUCAAGAAUUGGUUGAUUGGAGUGAAAAACUUGUCGACUUGGUUAUUGUAAUGGACAAUACUUCAUCAAUGAGUGGCGAGAUCAAAAUUGCCAAAGAUACAGUUCAAUCGAUCAUUACAACAUUGCACGACCACUUUCAAUCAGAUUUGAGAUUUUCAGCAGUUAGUUACAGAGACCACACCGAUGACUAUGUUGUGAAGGAAUAUCCAUUCACAAAGAAUGUUGAAAAAGCAAAAGGUUAUGUCAAUGAAAUGUUUGCUAAAGGGGGAGGAGACAUGCCUGAGGCCUUGGCUUCGGCAUUAAAGGUCGUCAAUGAAAUUCCAUUCAAUAAGAAGGGUAGAAAGAUAUGUAUUUGGAUUGCAGACGCUCCACCUCAUGGAAUGGGAGCAAGUGGAGAUUACUUCCCAGAUGGAUGUAAGGAUGAACAGGGAGAAAUCAUUGAUUGGAUCAAAUUGGCUUCUCAUUUGCAGGAAAAGAAUGUCGUAUUCUAUUCCAUUAUUUGUGGAAGAUCAAAGAAUGAUCAACAAUUAUCCUUAUUCAUGGAUUAUUUGGCUACCAAGACAGAUGGAAAAUGCAUGUUAUUAACUGAGGCCAAUAAGAUUCCAAAUCUGAUUAUCAAUGGAUGUAUUGAAGAUGAACAAAUGGAUCGUCUUGUUGAGGAGAGGAUUAAAGAGCUUGGAAAGGAGAAUGCCAAGGCAAUGAAAGAAGAAGAGUUGAUUGCUCACGUUCAUAAAUUAACAUUGGAAGCCAAGGUUCCACAAGUCCACAAUUACAAAGUCUCCUCAAGCAGGACUGGAGCCCUACUGGCAUGCUCAUCAAUGUCUUCAGUUGAUAGAAAUUGGUACUCAACAGCUACCAAUGCAUUCCAAGCUGAAGGAGCAUCUGACAACCCGUUCUCUGUUGGUUCGGUUUCAGUUGCACCUCCAACAACUGAUCAAUUAAAGAAGGCAUGUGCAAGAAACCUUAGAAAAUAA
Naegleria gruberi is the source of this 1047-nucleotide messenger RNA. Its product is annotated as vWFA domain-containing protein. The transcript has a single exon. Bases 1 to 1047 code for a protein of 348 amino acids. Lineage: Eukaryota; Heterolobosea; Eutetramitea; Acrasida; Naegleriidae. The record is from RefSeq and is a predicted model, not a curated record.